CGUGCGCGUUCGUUCAUGACUACCAGUCGACACCGGUGGGAGGUCAGUCUCUUUCGCGGCGAGGCGCACGCGUCAAACGUAUAACGCAACAACGUUUCUCUUCAUCCUUUUCUAAUCUCAUACUCCGUUCUUCCUUCUCCGAUUCUCUUUAGCUCCCUCUUCUUCGUUAUCACUUCACUUGACAAUGACGAAGAUUCAUCGUAACGCGGUGCAUCAUCAAAGUGCAUAAACGACGUGGAUGAAGUUGUUUACGCGCGUAAUAAUUCAAUCGUGAAUACUAGAAAUUGCAUCGUUCGAUUGAUCGAAUGGAUCGUUCGAUCCUAGAAGAAAAGUGAAAGUUCAUUGAUUUUCAUUCGAUAUCGAGAUAAUUAUGAAAUAGAUAAUAAUUGAAGGAAAGGGGAAAAAAUAUCAAAAGAAGUUAAUGAACGUAGAUGAAAAAGGAUAGAAGAGAGAUGUAUCUAGGUCGCACAUAUUCUACACGAUCUAACAUGAAAGUUUUCAUCGAUCAUUCACUUUAGAAGGUUCUUCAUAUAUAUCGUGGAAAAGGAGUUAGUUAUAUAUCUUACUGUUUGUAAAAUCUUUUUCUUAAAUACGAGCAAUAGACACGCAAAGGAUGUAAUCAAAACGAUGAAAGAGCUCUGAUCAAUUCUCGUUCAUUCGUAUGUGAUAAGAACGAUACGAAUUGAUUAAACGCGAGAAGUAUAUUUUACUCUUUCUUACAAAGAGAAUCGUAUAUCGAUAAACUUUUCUUUUGUCUCUUUUGUAAAUGUUUAUACGCGUUUAUACAUCGUAUACGUCUAUUCUAUCGAUAUUUAAGAUAACUCGUAAUUUAAACCACAGUAUCAUGUGCGGUCGGAUCGAUUAUAAACGUUUCUAUGAGAAGAGUGUCAGAUCAAUAUAUCAUCACUCAUUAAAAGUGAAUGUACGCAAGUAAGCGCGUGGCUCUCAACGACAAACGAGUCAACGACUUACCCACCGGCCACUUCGUAAAAUUUUUUUCCACCAAUCCAAAUACGUUUGCAUAUUCGUAUGUUGUUGGAAUGCAAAAAGUGCAAUCGAGCAUUCUUAUUCUAUUAAACGAGAUUACGUAGACAACGAACUUUCAUAACGAAUCGAAAAAAAGUUUUACGAAACACACACACACACACACAUACAUAUAUAUAUAUAUAUAUAUUGUUUUGCAAGUAAAUAAAAACGUUUAAUCGACAUCAAAGAAACAAAGAUAGUAAAGAUGUUGGAGCUAUUAAAACAACUUUUAGAUCCUUUCCUUUUAACUGGCCUAUUUUUCGGCAUUUUGUACUUUUAUUUUACGGCGACUUUUAAUUAUUGGGAAAACCUUUGUGUACCAUUCAAGAAACCAACCGUUUUGGUCGGUAAUUUUGGAUCCUUGUUAUUAUUUCGAAAAUCUCAGCCAGAAGGAGUGAAGGAAAUGUACGAGUGGUUCAAGAACGAAAGAUUCUUUGGGGUUUUUCGUGUUAGAUCACCGAUUUUAAUACUAAGGGAUCCUGAUCUUGUCAAGAGCAUUUGCGUUAAGGAUUUCGUUUGUUUUGGAAACCGUGGCAUACCAACUAAUAAUUCCCAGGAUCCAUUGUCAGGACAUCUUUUCAAUUUGGAAGGAAGAAAGUGGAAGGGUCUGAGGUCUAAGUUAACGCCAACUUUUUCCUCGGGCAAACUAAAACGAAUGUUUUAUUUAUUAGCCGAGUGUUCCGAAGAAUUUCGAAAACUCAUCAAUAAAGCUUCCGAAGGAAAAACAGCUGUGGAGGUUCGUGAGCUAGCAGCAAAAUUUACGAUCGACGUCAUUGGUAGUUGUGCUUUCGGCAUACAAAUAAAUGCUUUGACCGAUGAAGACUCCGAAUUCCAUAGGGCUGCAAAGAAACUCUCAAGGCCAAGUUACAAAGCGACGUUGUGGAGGAUGCUUCGUACAGCCAUGCCUAAGAUCUAUAAGUUUCUAGGCGUUCAGGUCAUCGAUCCUGAGGUUACUAUGUUUUUCAAGAACGUCGUGUCGCAGAUGAUCAAGCAACGAGAGAGCUGCGACCAAAGGAGACACGAUUUUAUGGAUCUUUUAGUGGAACUGAAGAACAAAGGAAGCUUGGAAAACGACAUAGGAUCGAUAUCGCAAGCAUUGAACGAAGAGGACGUUCAAGCCGCAAAGGAAAUUGAGCUCGAUGAAAAUUCCAUCGCGGCCCAGGCCUUCGUUUUCUUCGCGGCCGGUUACGAAACUUCGUCCAACACAAUAGCGUUCUGUCUGCACGAAUUGGCAUUAAAUGAAGAAAUUCAGGAGAAGACUAGGCGAGAUAUCAACGACUCCAUAACGAAACGAGAUGGGAAAUUAACUUACGAUGCCGUUCAGGAUAUGAAAUAUCUCGACUUGGUGAUAUUAGAAACUCUCAGAAAAUAUCCACCAGCUCCGUUACUCUCUCGAAGAUGCGAAUACAAAUAUCAAAUACCUGGAAGCAACGUCGAACUACCAGCUGGAAUGCGAGUUGUCAUACCAAUUUACGGUCUCCAUCAUGAUCCGGAUCAUUAUCCAGAUCCUGAGGCAUUUAAUCCUGACAGAUUUAUGGAUGAUAACAAACGAACGAGACAUCCAUAUACUUAUCUUCCUUUUGGAGAAGGGCCACGCGCUUGUAUAGGAAUCCGAUUCGCACUGCUGCAAAUUAAAAUUGGAAUAAUUUCCUUCUUGAGAAGUCAUGCGGUUCAGGUUUCCAAUAAAACGGUUCAUCCUAUUAAAUUCAGCAGGCGAAGCCUUGUUACGACGAGCGAAGAUGGAUUUUGGCUUAAUAUUAUUACUUCAGAAUCUGACAAUUCUUAAAAUAUUUUCAAUCAUUAGAAUUUAAUGUACUUAACGUUCUUUGUUUUUUUCUUUUUUUUUUUUUAUUUAUUUAUCAUUUUCUUUUUUUUUUUUUUUUUUUUUUUUUGUUUUUUUAUAAAGAUCAUCGCACUUUGCUAAAUUUCUAAGUCAUUCUCCAUAUAGAAAUAGACUGAUAUACUUGAAAUUUUACUUGGUAUUAUUAAAAUUAAAAAUAUAAUUGAUAAAGAUCUUUAAAUAGAAUAGAUAAGAAAAUACACGUUCUUUUAUUUUUAUACGUUUUCUAUUUUUUUUUUUUUUUUUUUUUUGCAAUAAUAACGGCUUUGAUCAUUUUACAAAAGUCAAGUCCUUUCGAAAGAUUUUCUAUGCAAUUGCAAUUACUGUAUUACCCCAUUAUUUAUCAUACAUCUCUAUUAAUUAAAUAAAAAGUAAUAAUAAAUUAUAUAAGUGUUCA
Messenger RNA from Vespa mandarinia (Asian giant hornet), 3263 nucleotides. RefSeq names its product cytochrome P450 6B5. Lineage: Eukaryota; Metazoa; Arthropoda; Insecta; Hymenoptera; Vespidae. The record is from RefSeq and is a predicted model, not a curated record. Gene Ontology annotation, molecular function: monooxygenase activity; iron ion binding; oxidoreductase activity, acting on paired donors, with incorporation or reduction of molecular oxygen.